GGUAACCGCGGUGGGGGUUGCGUAGUGAAACGUGCGCACCAAUUUAAAGAGGUUAAGUUGUUGUGUUUUGUUGACCACGUGCAGAAACCGAUAAACCGCAGCCCGUUUUAAUCAUGACGAAGAAAUCGCUGAAAAGAAAGCGCAGCGAGCCGGAAGAAACGAAGGAAAACGAAGAAACACCUUUGCCAGCGGUCCGACAAUCCGACGAACCGGUCGCCAAAAAGUCGAAAUGGAUAAACAAACAGAGGGUUUUGAUAUUCGCAACCAGGGGCAUCAGCCACAGGGACAGGCAUUUGAUGGAGGACAUAAAGAAACUGAUGCCACACCAUAAACCUGAGGCAAAAAUGGAGAGGUCGAAAACACUGUCUGUUAUUAAUGAAAUGUGUGAGAUGAAGAACUGCAACAAAGCCUUAAUGUUUGAAGGACGUAAGAAAAAGGAUUUGUACAUGUGGCUUUCUAACAUUCCCAAUGGACCAAGUGUGAAAUUUUUAAUUGAAAACAUUUACACCAUGGAAGAAUUAAAAUUGACUGGUAAUUGCCUAAGAGGUUCAAGACCUUUGUUGAGUUUUGACCCAACCUUCAAGGAAAAGCCUCACUACUCACUAUUGAAGGAAUUAAUUACACAAAUAUUUGGGGUACCCAGACAACACCCCAAAAGUCAACCUUUCUUUGACCAUGUUUACACAUUUUCAAUCCUGGACAACAGGAUUUGGUUUAGGAAUUUUCAAAUAUUGUCUGAGGAUGGAGCUUUAGCAGAAGUGGGGCCUAGAUUUGUUAUGAACCCAGUAAAAAUAUUUUCGGGUAGUUUUGGUGGAGCAACCCUGUGGGAGAAUCCAAGUUAUAUAAGUCCUGCAAGAUACCGACAACAAAUAAGAAUCAAUGCUAAAAAUAAGUAUUUGGACAGGAUGCAACAAAAGGCACAUGCUGAAGCAACUAAACCUACAAAGGAUACAUAUAAGUUGACUCCAUAUCAGGACAUUUUUGAAGGAGAUGUCCUCAAGAAGGCUAAAGAAAUUGAACAGGAGAAGCAGCAGGCUGAUGAAACAGAGGAGAAGGAGGAACAAAAAUCUCCCAAGCCAACCAAGAAAGUAAAAAAGGUAAAGAAAACUUUUUCAAAGAAAGUUAAAGCAAAAAAGUAACUUAAAAAUAUUCAAAACAAGAUAAACUGUAAUAUUUUAUAAUUUUAUUGUUAUUAAUAAAAUGCAUUUUAUUAUUA
Molecule: messenger RNA, 1216 nt
Organism: Aethina tumida (small hive beetle)
Lineage: Eukaryota; Metazoa; Arthropoda; Insecta; Coleoptera; Nitidulidae
Product: ribosome biogenesis protein BRX1 homolog
Exons: 4
Coding region: 114-1139 (341 amino acids)
Biological process (GO): ribosomal large subunit assembly; rRNA processing
Cellular component (GO): nucleolus
Molecular function (GO): rRNA binding
Source: RefSeq, a predicted model, not a curated record